AUGGCGGAUCCCCUUAACGCAAAGCCGCAGUGCGGCGGAGAUGCAGUCGAUGAUGAGGCCUACGAUUUCCCUUUGCAUUUGGCCGCAGUCUUCAUCGUUUUCUUUGCCAGUAUAGCCGGGGCCGGCUUCCCCGUUGUUGCAAAGAAGGUGAAAUGGAUGAAGAUCCCGCCAAAUAUAUUCUUCGCCUGUAAACAUUUCGGCACGGGCGUGCUGAUAGCCACGGCCUUCGUCCAUCUCGUACCCACAGCUUUCGCUUUCCUCAGCGACCCAUGCCUGCCGGAUGUCCUAAUUGAGGACUACCCGGCCAUGCCUGGUGUCAUCAUGAUGUUCUCACUCUUCUGCCUCUUCGUUAUCGAGAUGUACCUCAAGGCGAAGACUGGUGGCCAUUCACAUGGCGGACCAACCGGACAGGAGAUCAGUGCGCCAAUGCCUCAGGGGCACGGCGGUCAUGCUCAUGCUCAUGCCGCGCCACGCAUGGUCCGCAACGAUACGACUGCAUCAUUGCCCCCGUAUAACAGCAACGGUCGUCCAACAGCCUAUGCUGAUGCAUACGAGGAGAAGCUACUUAACAUCGCUCAAGAAGAACAGCCCGAACUCGAGAAGUAUGCCGCUGUGUCUGAGAUGCCGCCUUGGUUCCAGGUGUUUUACGCACAGUACGUCCGGCAGCGCGAAGACCUCCGAGACAUGAUCGCCGUCCUUGCCAAAUCAACAGCCGGCUUCGCUGCUGCUGCGCAAACUUCGCAAGAGAUGGCUCCUGCCAGUGAGUCGUACAUGGAUUUUGACGACAACCCGGAAGACCCGAACAACAUCGACGCCGCCAAGUUCAGAAUGAUGAACAUGAACAUCACUCUGCUGGAAUGCGGUAUCCUGUUCCAUAGUGUUUUCGUCGGCAUGACCAUCUCGAUUACCACCGAAGGGUUCGUCACCCUGCUGGUCGCUAUCAUUUUCCACCAGUUCUUCGAGGGUCUCGGCCUUGGCUCCCGAAUCGCUGCCGUGCCAUACAAGCCCAAAGCUGCGAAGCCCUGGAUUUUGGUGGUCGCCUUUGGUACCACGUGCCCUCUCGGUCAAGUCAUUGGCUUGGCAACAAGGAACAGCUAUGAUCAGAACAGCGCUUUCUCUUUGAUCUUGGUCGGUUUCUUUAACGCUUUCUCCUCUGGUCUCCUGAUCUACGCCGCACUUGUCGAUCUUUUGGCGGAGGACUUCCUGAGCGAGGAGGCAAUGGAGCUGAUGAACAAGCCCACCAGAAUCAAGGCCUUCCUAUGGGUCCUAGUAGGAGCCGCCGGCAUGUCCAUCGUGGGCGCCUUUGCCUAA
Molecule: messenger RNA, 1311 nt
Organism: Cyphellophora europaea CBS 101466
Lineage: Eukaryota; Fungi; Ascomycota; Eurotiomycetes; Chaetothyriales; Cyphellophoraceae
Exons: 7
Coding region: 1-1311 (436 amino acids)
Biological process (GO): zinc ion transmembrane transport
Cellular component (GO): plasma membrane
Molecular function (GO): zinc ion transmembrane transporter activity
Source: RefSeq, a predicted model, not a curated record